UUACAGCGCUUUCAACACUUACUCACAGCCCUCUUAUCUCGUUCUGCAAGAACCCCUAACUCGAUACAAUGGCUGGUCGCGGCAAGGGCAAGACCUCUGGCAAGAAGGCCGUGAGCCGCAGCGCCAAGGCCGGCCUGCAGUUCCCUGUGGGCCGCAUUGCGCGCUACCUGAAGAAGGGCAAGUACGCCGAGCGCAUCGGUGCCGGCGCGCCCGUGUACCUGGCCGCCGUGCUGGAGUACCUGACCGCUGAGGUGCUGGAGCUGGCCGGCAACGCCGCCCGCGACAACAAGAAGAACCGCAUUGUGCCUCGCCACAUCCAGCUGGCCAUCCGCAACGAUGAGGAGCUGGGCAAGCUGCUGGGCGAGGUGACCAUCGCCUCGGGCGGUGUGCUGCCCAACAUCCACGCCGUGCUGCUGCCCAAGAAGACCAAGGGCGGCAAGGGCAGCGAGGAGGCCGCCUAAGCGCCUGUCCUUGUUCACUCAUACGUCAUACAUAAACUCGGUGUUUCUCAACACCACCAUUUCCUGGUCGAGGAGUCAUUGGGUUUGGGAACGGGUUUGGUGACAGCGCCAGUGGAAUUGGAAAGGAAACGGAAAGGCACGGGGUUGUCUGAUGUAGGGCUUGCGGCACUUCGGUGUUUGUCAUGUUUGUCUUUCACCGGCAACCUCUGGCAACGGGAACGGCUAGUCUGUCGGUUGCCACGGAGUAAUUCGCACAUAUGUAAAACUGCACGGAU
This is a messenger RNA of Chlamydomonas reinhardtii, 736 nucleotides long. RefSeq lists its product as uncharacterized. The record is from RefSeq and is a predicted model, not a curated record. Gene Ontology annotation, molecular function: DNA binding; protein heterodimerization activity; structural constituent of chromatin. Gene Ontology annotation, cellular component: nucleosome. The coding region runs from base 69 to 461 and encodes 130 amino acids. The transcript has a single exon. Lineage: Eukaryota; Viridiplantae; Chlorophyta; Chlorophyceae; Chlamydomonadales; Chlamydomonadaceae.